GCUUCAGUGUUUGCAACAGACUUUAAAAUGGUCAGACUUUGUUAGCUAGCAUAAAUGUAAGACAGAUAAUUUUGUACAUGACAGUAUAGAAAGAACAGAAAAAUCUAAUUUCUUUCUUUAUCUGAGAGGUUAAUUUAUUUUCUAUAACCUUCUUGUUUAAAUGCACAGAGCUUAUCUUCACAACAGAGCUAUUUAGCAAAACCAAGAUCCAGUGAUUAGGAAACAUUUUGAUUUGGGCAUUUUAAAAGUCAGCAUUGCCAGAAAGAGCCUUCAUAUAAUUAAAGCUCCUAUCGUCAGACUUUGGAAAAUAUUUUAUAAAAUGUCACAUGAUUUAACUGGUUACUAUCGCUAUGUCUCUCAAGACAACAUGGACAACUAUCUAAAAGCACUAGACAUUAACAUUGCUCUGAGAAAACUUGCCUGCCUAAUGCAUCCGGAUAAAGAAGUUAUCCAGUCUGGCAGCCACAUGACCAUUAAAACCAUCAGUACGUUCCACACUCACACUAUGAAGUUUGACCUUGAUGUGGAGUUUGAAGAGGACCUCAAGGGUGUAGAUGGACGAAAAUGCAGAACUACAGUAAAAUGGGAAGGUGACAUACUUGUUUGUGUUCAGAAGGGAGAAAAAAACAACAGAGGUUGGAGGCAUUGGCUAGAAGGAGACCUUCUGCAUCUGGAAAUGACAGCUGAAGAUGUUGUAUGCAGACAAAUGUUCAAGAAAGUAAAGUGAUACGUUGCAAGGGAGCAACAUCAUAAACACAACACAAUAUGGGCAUAAAGAAACAUCUAAUCAUCUGUCCAAAACCAUAACCAGCAUUCUGGACCUUGUGGCAGGACUGUAUCAGUCAAUUCAGUCUCAAGUCAACAUUCAUCAUCAUACUGUAGCUGCCUGAAUUCGGCAUUUCCUGAACUGCAUCUUAAAUUAAGUGGAUUUAGAAGCUGUCUAUGGAAUUAUGUAUGAACAUAUGUAACACUACAUAGUCUAGAAUUGUAAUGGAGCUAAUGUGAACCAAAUGCAUCACAACUGUUUUGACCAUGAGAAUGUCUUUUUUUGUUUGCUUGUUUUCAUUGCACCAUACCUGUAAUUGAAGCCAGGUGUGAAGUGCAUAUCUCUCGCUGCCUUACAGUGAAUGUAAAUUAAUUAUCUGUCGGAAUGCAACUAGUAGCACCAAGAAGCACUAAAGGGCUGUGCAUGAAAUAGAAAAAUGCAUUCAUCUACAACUAAUGCCAUUCCUAGCUCAAUACCAUCUCCUCACUCCUACCCAGCAUGGUUUCUGACCUGGGCACAGCACUACAACAGUUCUCCUCUCUUUCCUAGAUACAGUUAAUCGUGCCAGAGAUUCUGGAGAAAUAGUAUCCACUGUGCUUCUGGACCUCUCCAAAGCCUUUGAUACUGUUUCCCACACCAAUCUUCUGAGCCAUCUCUCAAAUCUAAAUCUCUCUCUAACUACCCUCUCCUGGUUCUCAAGCUACCUGUCCGAUAGAGCUCAGGAUGUAAAAUAGAGGAAAAGUAUCUCCCCUUUUCUUUAUACCCCCACAGGCGUAUCCCAAGGAUCUAUUCUUGGACCAAUGCUGCUCAAUAUCUUUAGCAACACUUUUCACUCUGCCAUUCUCAGUGCCAAAAUAAUCUAAUAUGCAGAUGACUCAACUUUAGUCUGCUCUGUUUCUAAUCUCCCUGAACUCUUAGCAAAGACCCAAACUGCCUUUUCAGCAACCGAAGCUUGGAUGCUCCAAAAUCAUCUCUCUCUAAAUGCUAACAAAUCCAAAUCUUCCUUCCUUCAAAAUCCUUCUCUUUUGACAAAACCUCUUUCCAAAUGCUAAGCCAAAAUAGCUCUCCUAUUGAAGUCACCCCCUAUGCAAAGUUACAAGGUGUAACUAUAGACGAACACCUAAAAUUUGGCAACCAUGUACUCCUAAACAUCAAAAAAACACACCAAAAACUAGGUAUACUUCAUAGGAAGAAACCGCUUUCUCUCACCUCUUACCAGAUGUACUCUUGCCUCCACUUAUCUCCUUCCCUCCAUAAUGUAUGGCAUCCCCCUUCUAACCAACUUAUCUGCAUCUAUUACAUCCAAAUUAGAAAACUGUUAUAACAAAAUUUCCAAAUUCGCCACUAACUCCAAAACCUCCUCCCAUCAUUGCCUUACC
Molecule: messenger RNA, 2145 nt
Organism: Protopterus annectens (West African lungfish)
Lineage: Eukaryota; Metazoa; Chordata; Ceratodontiformes; Protopteridae
Product: retinol-binding protein 5-like
Exons: 4
Coding region: 320-727 (135 amino acids)
Biological process (GO): fatty acid transport
Cellular component (GO): cytosol; nucleus
Molecular function (GO): fatty acid binding
Source: RefSeq, a predicted model, not a curated record